Molecule: messenger RNA, 699 nt
Organism: Henningerozyma blattae CBS 6284
Lineage: Eukaryota; Fungi; Ascomycota; Saccharomycetes; Saccharomycetales; Saccharomycetaceae
Gene: VMA4
Product: H(+)-transporting V1 sector ATPase subunit E
Exons: 1
Coding region: 1-699 (232 amino acids)
Biological process (GO): proton transmembrane transport
Cellular component (GO): proton-transporting two-sector ATPase complex, catalytic domain
Molecular function (GO): proton-transporting ATPase activity, rotational mechanism
Source: RefSeq, a predicted model, not a curated record
AUGUCUUCUAUGAUUACCUCUUUGACACCAAAUCAAGUCAACGAUGAGUUGAAUAAAAUGCAAGCCUUCAUUAAGAAGGAAGCUGAAGAAAAAGCUAAAGAAAUUCAAUUAAAAGCUGACCAAGAAUAUGAAAUUGAAAAAACUCAACUUGUUCGUACUGAAACUUCUAAUAUUGACAGUGCUUUUUCUGAUAAGAUGAAGAAAGCCUCUUUAAAACAACAAAUUUCAAAGUCCACUGUCGCCAACAAAAUGCGUUUAAAAAUUUUAAGCUCAAGGGAAGAAUCUUUAGACAAUAUAUUUGAGUUGGCUAAGAAGCAAUUGAAAACUCUAGCUACAGAUGAACCUAAAUACAAGCCAAUUUUAAAGGGGUUGAUUCUUGAAGCUAUGUGUAAAUUACUGGAUUCUAAAAUCAUUAUUCAAGCUACUAAAAGAGACGAAUCCUUAGUAAAAUCUAUGAUUGAUGAGUUGAAGAACGAAUAUAAGACUAUUUCAAAAUCAGAAGAACUACCAGAAAUUACAAUCUCAGAAGAUUAUUUAAAUAAAGAUAUAUCUGGCGGUGCUGUUGUUUCAAACGCUAAUGGUAAAAUUAGCAUCAACAAUACCCUAGAAGAACGUUUAGAAUUAUUAAAUGCUACUGCAUUGCCUGCUAUUAGAUUAGAAAUGUUUGGCCCAUCAGAAUCAAGAAAGUUUUUUGAUUAA